Molecule: messenger RNA, 2208 nt
Organism: Hipposideros armiger (great roundleaf bat)
Lineage: Eukaryota; Metazoa; Chordata; Mammalia; Chiroptera; Hipposideridae
Product: calcium release-activated calcium channel protein 1
Exons: 2
Coding region: 1201-1806 (201 amino acids)
Biological process (GO): store-operated calcium entry
Cellular component (GO): membrane
Molecular function (GO): store-operated calcium channel activity
Source: RefSeq, a predicted model, not a curated record
AUAAAUGAAUGGCCCCGUCUUGACCUGGGAGGCCAUAGAAUGGAUGACUUGGAAGGUAAAAUCUAAAAAAAUUCGGAUUAGCCAGAUGAAGACAGAAUCUAAGCCUGUUCUAUUCCCCACUCCCUGCCCCAAUCGACAGGUUCAACCUAUUAGUGGCUUAUGAUGUAAAUUUAGUGAGUUGCAACCAGCAUUUUUUUUUUAAUGGAAUAAGAAUGGAAUGACACAGAAAGUAGCGGCGUACGUGGCAUAUGGCGCAUAUUGUGAGAAUUAGACUGUGUUCAUGCUUUUAAGGAUGAAUAUUAUUUGGUGGAAUUUUUGUUUCUGUUAAAAUGUGUGUGUGUCUAUUUAUAGAAACAUUUGGAGCACUGGACUGUAGUGGUCAAAAGAGUUUGUAAACUGCUGGGCUAGGCGUCAGUACUCUCUUAAUAGAUGGUUUGCAUCUGAGGUGGGGCCGGCAGGCUCAGACAGCUCUGGGUGACCCUGGGUGACUGCGGCUUGGCGGCCCUCCUGUUCCAGGCUCCUCAAAGUGAACAAGAGAAGCCCAGGCUUGGGAAAGGAGAGUUGUGUCUUCCAGCUGUGAGUGCUGGGGUUGGGCCAGUCCUAGGAGGGCUGCCUUAGAAGGGCCUGGACUUCCAGGCGCCAGGUGGCCAGGGUCUCCAUGGAGCCCAGAAGGAGUGAGGAGAGGUGGUUGGCAUUCAGGCAUAGCGGGCAGUGACACCUGGCAAAGCCAGCCAGACCCUACCCCUCAGAUCACAUGAACAUCUUGGCUCAUGCUUGAAAAGUUGGCAUCCUAGUGUCCCCUGUGGGGGGGUGCAUGGACCAGUAUGAGGUGUGGCCGGCUGUCUCUUGCCCUUCCUACCCCUUUGGGACCUCUAUGGCCAGGUUGAAGCAGGCCCGUGGCUGGCUGGGAGCUGUUUAUUUUGGGUUAACAGGCUCUGGCUAUAUUUACCUUGUGAAGCUGCUUGCAAUCUGAUCUGAUUUCUCUGGGACUCAGCUGGGGCCCUGGGAGUCGCCUGCCAGAUUCCAUGGGGCCCCCCGACUUUACUCUUCCUACCCAUGGGGAGAUUUCCCAAGCUGGAAGCGUUCUGGAAAAAGUAGUGGCUUUUAUUCCUGUGAACAGUUUCCAUCAGGAUCCAUGAUUUGUGCCAACUGUUCCUUUACGCAGCACUGAACUUGGUCGCCAGUGCGGGGACGGUGGCAAUGGUGGAGGUGCAGCUGGACGCUGAGCAUGACUACCCGCCGGGGCUGCUCAUUGCCUUCAGUGCCUGCACAACGGUGUUGGUGGCCGUGCACCUGUUUGCGCUCAUGAUCAGCACCUGCAUCCUGCCCAACAUCGAGGCAGUGAGCAACGUGCACAACCUCAACUCGGUCAAGGAGUCGCCCCACGAGCGCAUGCACCGCCACAUCGAGCUGGCUUGGGCCUUCUCCACCGUCAUCGGCACGCUGCUCUUCCUGGCUGAGGUCGUGCUGCUCUGCUGGGUCAAGUUCUUGCCCCUCAAGAAGCAGCCGGGCCAGCCACGGCCCACCAGCAAGCCCCCAGCCCCCGGCGCGGUGGCCAAUGUCAGCAGUGACGACGCUAGUGGCAUCACCCCGGGCCAGGCCGCCGCCAUCGCCUCCACCACCAUCAUGGUCCCCUUCGGCCUGGUCUUCAUCGUCUUUGCCGUCCACUUCUACCGCUCACUGGUCAGCCAUAAGACGGACCGACAGUUCCAGGAGCUCAAUGAGCUGGCCGAGUUCGCCCGCUUGCAGGACCAGCUGGACCACAGAGGGGACCACCCCCUGACGCCUGGCAGCCAUUAUGCCUAAGCCCCGCCAGGCCUGGGCACUCCUAGCUUUGGCCUUAUGCCCUUCCCCAUGACCUUGUCCUGCUCCAGCCUCAAGGACAGCCUGUGCAGGAUUCCAGGCUUUCAUCAGGGGGCAGAGAGUGGAGGGAAGAGUCUCUUUUGAAAGAGAAAUGACUGCACUUUGAAACUUUCCUCUAAGAGAAUAAGCACUUCCUGUCCUUCCAGCUCCAGGUUCACCUCCUGUUAGGAGGCCACCGGUGGGAGCCAGAGCAGGGACAAAAGCUCCCUUUGUCCCUCCUCCUCCCCCAUGCCAGUGCCACCUGGACUCUUCCUGUCCUUUCCUCUUGACCUGCCCAUCCUGUUCAGCGUCGUCGAGUGUGUGCGUGUGUGUGUGAACACAUAAAUAUACUCAUAAGGGACACCU